GCAGGGGAUGGUAGUCUUGAUAGAUUUCAAGGCUGCGUUCCCAAGCGUGGCGCGCCGCUUCCUCACAGGCUGCCUCCAAGGCUUCGGGGUGCCGAGCGGGCCGCUCUCCGUGCUCCGGGCUCUCUACGACGGCGGGGCGCGCAAAGUGGCGGUCGGAGGCUCUCUUUGGCCAGGCUUUGAAAUGCGAUCGGGAAUCCGCAAGGGCUGCCCCCUCUCGCCCCUGAUCUUCGCAGCGUGCAUGGACUUGCUUCUUCGCGUGCUGGAGGUCCGUUUGGGCAACGCAUGCUUGGCACACGCAUUCGCAGACGACGUUGGCGCGGUGCCGGAGGACGUGGAGACGCAACUUCCGAUUUUGACGGCAGUUUUGGAGGAGUUCGGGCAGCUGUCUGGCAUGCAGGUCAACGUCGAAAAAACAGUGGGUAUCCCGCUGAGCGACGACGCGCACGCUGACAUGCAGGCGUUGAUCGCGCGCGCGGUGCCGGGGUGGGGCGCCUUGCCGCCCCGCUCGGAGGCAACGUACCUGGGUUGUCUCAUUGGCCCUGGCAAAGUCGACAAGACUCGGGGGAACGCCGUGGCGCGGUUUCGUGACCGCGUGGCCGGCCGGCAAUGGUCGGCACUCGGGCUGCACUUCGCCACUUUUGUAUACAACGCCUACGCCUUCCCGGGCCUGAGCUUCACUGCCCAAAUCACCGACGUGGACGAACGUGUCCAGCAGGCAGAAGAGUGGGACCGGGAGGAUGCUUCGUGGCAUUUGGACACGCUGGCCGGGAUGCCUUGCGCCUUCGGAAAGUUGGCCGUCUCGGCGCCGGUGGCCCAGCUCCGGGCGGCCGCGCAUGAGACCCGCGGCUUCGGAGCAGGAGGCCUCCACAGGCUUGCGCGGCGAGUUCGCGACGAGUGGUCGCAGUCUCCAUGCAUGCUGCGCGCGGCAAGGAUGUUCAAUUGGUUGAGCUGCUCCUUCCCGAUCGUGCUGCAACGCAACGAGGGCCACCUCUGCGGCCGUGGUAUUCGCAUCGAGGACAUCGUCGCCGAGCUGGCGGGCGCGCCCCUGCAGCCCCUGACGCUCGACCACUGGCAGGCUGGGCGGCACCGCUUGCAGGCGACUGCGCGAGCGCAUCUCCGCAGAUUGGACACGCCAGCAAUGGACAUGCGCGCGCGCCACAAGCUGGGGCUCGCUCGCUGUCCUCCCCCAGGCCAUGCCCCGCGCGUCGUGGCCAGCAGGUUCCUGGAACGCGCCCCGCUGCUGCGGAACCAGGCCCCGCCGAGAGCGCGCGCGGCUGCGUUUCGCACAGCGUGGAACGCACGGUGCAACGCACGGCGGCAUCAGCAGCGCGAUGGCCCACGCAAUUUCUGCAUGCUUGGUUGUGGCGGGAUGGCGCAGGGCAGCUUGGAGCACUACGCGAGGUGCCGGGUCGUCCGGCGCGCCCAUGCCACCGCGCUGAACAUCACGGAUGAAUGGCUUCUCCCGUGGUGGCUUGGCGCCCGCGACAACCAGCGCAGCGACCGACUGCUGGCGUUGGGGGCGAUCGGCGCCCACGCCACGUAUCGCGCCACGAGCGCAGCCCGUCGCCAACGUGGAUUUUCGGUUGCCGACGGCGAGCGGGCGCUGCAGCAGCCCAUCCGCGAGGCAGUUGGGGGCCGCGCCAGGGCCGAGAGGGUCGUGGCCGAUGUCUGGCGCGACCGGUCGGGGGCACGGCGAUGA
Prorocentrum cordatum is the source of this 1699-nucleotide messenger RNA. NCBI's taxonomy places the organism in Eukaryota, Dinophyceae, Prorocentrales, Prorocentraceae. The record is from the annotation of a GenBank genome assembly.